AUGCGACGAAUCUCCCGUGGCACAGGGAGACACUGUGACGGUUACGAUCUGCCCCAAGUCUCUCAUAAGCCCUUCUUCGCUACAAAGACUGGUAUUCCUCAGCUCACAGCGCCUGGCAUUCUGGCUGCUUUAACCUCAGAGGAGCGACGCGGCUUCAGCUUCUUCCAGCAUUGCACCGUCCCCACUCUGGCCGGAUUUCAUGACUCGGUUCUCUGGGAGAUAUUGAGCUUGCAGAUCGGUCAUGCUGAUUCGGCUGUCUGCCACGCUUCCAUUGCGCUCAGCGCUGUGCACUGCGGCGUCCAAUCGCGCCAGAGAGAAAGCUUAAUACCCAGGGCCAAAACCGAGAGCCGGCGCUGGCAACAGUUCGCUUUUGAGCAGAUGGGUCGGACGUUCCAGCAACUUCGGCGGCGACACGCAUCCCAGGAUCCACAGUACACCGUCACAGUACUUUUAUGCUGCCUUCUUUUCGUGGCAGCAGAAUUUACCCUAGGGCACUACGACAACGCCUUCCGACACCUGUGGAGUGGCCUCAGAAUUCUGCGAGACCAACAAAUUAAAGCUGGCUGCUUUGGAUCUGAAGGACCAAUCCUGGUCAUAGACGAUGAUGAUGAUGCCACACUCUACUCUGACAUGUAUCCGCACAACAACGUCAAGAAUGGCCGCUGGACUGUUACAGAAGUCCGUCAGAUCAUGGAACCGCUCGCCGGCGCUGUUCUUCGGUUCUGUCGACGGCAGGCUAUCACGGGCUAUGACGAGUCUGAGUCAGCAGUCAGUGAGCAAACUUGCAUUAUCCAUCGAUUAAGCUUAUUCCUGAUGUUCGUGACCAAUCUCAACGAUCAACCGGGCCGGGUGCUCACCGCCAAAGAAAACCGAGGCUUGAAGCUUCUCCAACUUGAAGCGCACGCGCUUAGGAACGCGAUUCUCAGCCUUCCGGUAUCGACUCGAACGCCGGAGUUCCAUGAGUUCACAGAUGACUUCGAGAUAAUGCUGGCUCUCGCCGCAGAAAUUCAGCAGUGCGAGAAGGAUUCCUCAGAUCUCCCACAAAUUAGCCUGGACAUCGGCGUUAUCCCAUCGCUAUAUGCUAUCGCGAAGCGCACCGUUGAUCCCGAGCAGCGGUGGCGAGCGAUCCGAUUGCUGCAGUCUUACCCUCACCAAGAAGGUCCGUGGAAUGCGAGUCUGCUGUCUCGGACUCUCAUUGAAUCACUUCCCGCAGAAUUGUCAUUUGCUGCCAAGGGUGCAGAGGACGCGACGAGAACAGUGGUCGCCGAGGUCCUGACAGCCACAAACGCAGCGACAGCUACCAGCUAUGACUAUAUCAUUGUCGGUGGCGGCACGGCGGGCCUAACGGUCGCCAACCGCUUGUCGGAAGAUCUAGCCGUCUACGUCCUCAUUAUCGACUCGAGAUAA
Messenger RNA from Aspergillus aculeatus ATCC 16872, 1407 nucleotides. RefSeq lists its product as uncharacterized. The transcript is spliced from 3 exons. Bases 1 to 1407 code for a protein of 468 amino acids. NCBI's taxonomy places the organism in Eukaryota, Fungi, Ascomycota, Eurotiomycetes, Eurotiales, Aspergillaceae. The record is from RefSeq and is a predicted model, not a curated record.